GUGAUAAGUUUAAAUGUGGAAAAAAUGGCUCUUUUUGGUGGAAGCCGUUGCUAUAGUAAUAACGAACACCAUCACCAUAGUGACAUUCACAAGAACUCCUCGUCUGCGCAUGCGCAAAUACUAUUUGAUUAUCAAUCUGGCAGUGGUUGAUCUCUUGGUGGGACUGGUAGCGGUGCCUUUAUACUUUGUCGCUUUAAAUGGGAAAACAUUUUUGGCAUUCAGGAUAUUUGACCCGUUUUUAGGAAUUGCGUCUUUAUUGGGUUUAGCUGCCAUAGCCAUUGAACGUACAUACGCUACGUACUAUCCAUUCAAAUACCGCGCGAUAAGCAAGACUCCAUACAUCAUUGGGAUAGCUGUGGUGUGGUUGACAGCUUUGCUUUUUACCGUGUCCAUCUUGACAACAGGGUUCGUUGAGAGKGGARUCAUGRUAUUGACGAGUAUUUCAGUCCCACUAGUCAUCAUUAUUUGUGCAUAUUUCCUUAUAUGGAUAAAACUAAGCUGUAUGAGAAGUAUCUUGGGUCACACAAUUUCCCAGAGAGAUAGAAAAUUAUCCGUGACGCUAGCAAUUGUUACCACGGUCAGCUUGAUUACUUGGGUUCCUUUUAUGGCGUAUUCGGUGUAUUUGACGUUUUGCUAUAUACAAAGGUGUGAGACAAGUAGUUACAGUUGGUCUGUGAACAUAGUCCACAUGUUCAAGCUGCUUCACUAUGGUAACUCCUUUGUAAACUUUGCAGUUUAUUCAUUUCGGAUGCGUAAUUUUAGGAUGGAAAUGACCGGUAUGUUUCGGAGUCUGAUCUGUAAUCCUACUGUACUAAACUAUAACAUUGAUUUACAAAAUCGUGCAAUUGGUCGUAGAAAUGAAAUCCAUCCCAACAAUGCCUGAAAUAAUGACAUAUACGGAUAGAGUACUUCCUCGAUAAAUUGCGAGUUGGUUGUCUCAAACCGAAACAGGACUCAUUCGCUGACUACUUUUACGUCCCACCACUUUGUAAAAUACCAGAAGUACAUAACCAGAAGUGUCCAUC
This is a messenger RNA of Exaiptasia diaphana, 1025 nucleotides long. RefSeq names its product adrenocorticotropic hormone receptor-like. NCBI's taxonomy places the organism in Eukaryota, Metazoa, Cnidaria, Anthozoa, Actiniaria, Aiptasiidae. Bases 14 to 883 code for a protein of 289 amino acids. Gene Ontology annotation, cellular component: membrane. Gene Ontology annotation, biological process: G protein-coupled receptor signaling pathway. Gene Ontology annotation, molecular function: G protein-coupled receptor activity. The record is from RefSeq and is a predicted model, not a curated record. The transcript has a single exon.